ACCCGAACUAUCAAUCUAUAUAAAGUUUAAAAAGAUCUCUGCUGAAUAUAUAUUUUUUACAAUUUUCUUAUAUUUUGCUACCAAUUACAAGCAUGUCUCAAGCGGAGUCAGAAACCUAUUUGAUAAAAUCCAUUCUUAUUCUAAAGGGUAAGGAGGAGGGAGCACCAACAGCCGAUGGAGGCGGAGAUGAGGCUGCAAGGCCCAAGAAACGGGUGACCUUUAACCGGGUCGUGGAGUACUACACCUACUCGGAGAACCUGACCAGCUGGAGAAGACGGCUCUUGCCCGACACCGAUUUGCACCACGGCCUGCCCCAGGACCAAGAGACUUGCUUCGCCAAAGAGCAGAAGCCAAAUUUAUGACUCGUCCGCCAUUUAUACAGAAAGGGCCAGCGGAAGUUGUAAACCGAACGUGACACUUUUAACCUAAUUGGGAGCAAAUAAACUAGUGUCCUUGUGGACUGUCAUUCGAGCUUAGUGGGACUGUCAUUCGAGCUUAAUGCACUUCCUAUGGGCUGGGCGGAGAGGAAAUUGAGUCCACGGACCAGCGGGCUAUUCCAUGAUUUGUAUUAAUAUAUAUAUUAAACGUAGUAUUCUAUAUUAAAUUGUCAUUACUUUGUUACGUGUA
Drosophila ananassae is the source of this 627-nucleotide messenger RNA. RefSeq lists its product as uncharacterized. The transcript has 2 exons. NCBI's taxonomy places the organism in Eukaryota, Metazoa, Arthropoda, Insecta, Diptera, Drosophilidae. The coding region runs from base 93 to 362 and encodes 89 amino acids. The record is from RefSeq and is a predicted model, not a curated record.